AUGUCUGCAGAAAGUCCAGGCCAGAAGCAUGGCUUCAAGUCCUUCGUUUCCAAUGCUUUGCGACCCAAAAAAUCACGCCAAACGCUCAGGAAGGGCAGUAGAUCGACUACAGACCUGCGGCUGGCCGCUCGUCCCAGUAUCGACGAAGGGCCGCCUCCUCCUCUACCUGCUCCCCCAAUGCCAGAGCUAGCUCCGUUACAUGCACACAGACUCAAGUACAAGGAAUUGCAUGCCCAGGUGGACAGUCAACUCGGCGAGCGCCGAGACUAUACAGAAAUCAUCCAUUCGCUAGGCACUCUGGGAGUCGACGAAGACCCCGAAGAAAGAUAUGAACACAACGAUCGCCGACCGCCAGGUGAAGGCGAUGUCGCCAGUCUAUCGCCCAGGCUUUGGGCGCAAAUAGCAAGCUACUUGGACCCUGCUGGAGCCGCAAGCCUAUCAAUCGCUAGCAUCACCCUAUACCGACGCCUAGGCCCAAGAUACUUCAGGGCCCUAGACGCGGCACAGAACGCCUACGCCCAACCCACGUCCUCAACCUACUCUUCAACUGCCCCAACUCCACAAACGCCCUCAACCCCCCCUCCCCGCCACCGCAUCACCCACGGCCGCAUGCUCCCCUUUACAUUCGUCCAACUCACACUGCGCGCCCACCGCUUCGGCCCAUCCUACGGUCUGACCCCAGACGCAUUAGGCCGACGAUGGCAACGCGACGACUGGUCACACACAUCCCGCUUCCACGUGCACUCAGGCCGGCUCCUGAUGCGCGUAACCUCACAGACAUUCGCGGCACCCGCACUGACUCCCUCGGCGCAGCGCAUGCUCCUGUUCUCGCGCGAAGACUACUGGCCAUACUUCAGCGCAUGCGCGCACUGGCGCGACGGCGAACUCAUGCCAGCUUGCAAGUGUGCGCUGGAGCAUAUCCCGCGGCCGAGAAGCACGGGUGGACUACAGGGACUCGAGCAUCGGGUUAAAGACCGCUGGGCGGGCGACAUAUUUGAUCCCAAUGCGCUGACGACGCUGUGCGGAUUCUGUCGGCCGAUGCGGAGGUGUCCGGAGUGUCCGACGGAGUAUUUGAUUGAGGUUAAGCUGUGCGAGGACCGCGCGGACGGAAGGUUCAAGCAGGCUAUUACUGUGACGCGGUGGAGUGAUCUUGGGGAUGGGAAGACGCCUUUUGGGAUUCAGUGGGCUGCUAUUAAUGGGAAGACGAAUGAAUAUGAUUCGUUCCAGCAUGAGCACUAUGCUAAGCGGGGAAUCGCGAGUAUCUUCGAGGCUGCUUUUACGGCGGAUACGUUGCCUGGUCAGCGGGUUAUCUCGCUGAAUCCGAAGAAGAAGAAAUUGGGCGAGAAGGGGAAUGAUUGGUAUUAG
Penicillium brevicompactum is the source of this 1365-nucleotide messenger RNA. RefSeq lists its product as uncharacterized. The coding region runs from base 1 to 1365 and encodes 454 amino acids. The record is from RefSeq and is a predicted model, not a curated record. Lineage: Eukaryota; Fungi; Ascomycota; Eurotiomycetes; Eurotiales; Aspergillaceae. The transcript is spliced from 2 exons.